Aspergillus oryzae RIB40 is the source of this 1023-nucleotide messenger RNA. RefSeq lists its product as uncharacterized. NCBI's taxonomy places the organism in Eukaryota, Fungi, Ascomycota, Eurotiomycetes, Eurotiales, Aspergillaceae. Gene Ontology annotation, molecular function: oxidoreductase activity, acting on CH-OH group of donors; flavin adenine dinucleotide binding. The record is from RefSeq and is a predicted model, not a curated record.
AUGUCGACUCUAAGACGAAGACCAGAAGCUUUGCUGCAACAACGUGGUAUCCGCGCAAAACAACGGCCGUGUGCCUCUAUUAUAACAGAGGCACUUGUGCAAAAGGUCCUCUUUAAUGAAACAACAGCUACCGGUGUUAAGGUCAUCACCGGCGGUGGGGCUCACACAACUGAGGCAAAGAAGGAGGUGAUUCUUUCGUGUGGCGCUCUCAAUACCCCUAAGAUCCUCGAACUAUCCGGAAUUGGAAACAAGGAGAUCCUAGAUCGAUACAGAAUCUCUGUUGUUGUUGAUAAUUCAAAUGUUGGAGAAAACCUUCAGGACCAGCUAAUGACCGGUAGCUUCGAGGUAGUUGAUGGGGUUAUUAGGGGAGACGCCCUAAUGCGUCAAGAGACAGAGACAAUGGAGGAAGCUACAAAGCUAUAUUACGAACACAAUGCUAGUCCUCUGACUAUAGGCGGUGUUCAGUCAACUGCCUUUAUGCCCUGCCUGGACGAAAAUGGUGCCAGAUACGAAAAGCAUAUCAAGGACCUUAUGGACCGCUUCCUUUCCGACACUGACGAUCGGGAACCAGCGAUUCGCGGUAUCUUGGAACAGCCUGAUUCUCCCACUUGGGCCCAAUUUAUGUUCAUUUGCCAGGCGAAUCUGCACGAGACCGGUACGAUUUCGUUGGCCAGAAGCUUCUGCUGGGCAAUUUUAUCAGCCUUGGUGUUGUUCAGGCGUCCACAUUUCGUCUGCGAACGUGGAGGACAAGCCGGCUCUGAACGGGCGUUCCUCACCAACCUCGAGUCUGCUAACCAGUACCUACGUGAUACUGCGACGACUACGUACCGUCCCUGCGGCACCGCGGCUAUGCUACCGCGAGAGCAGGGUGGCGUAGUUGAUGAAAAGCUAAGGGUACAUGGAACGACCAAUUUGCGAGUCUGUGAGGCCAGUAUUCUGCCGCUGAUCACCGUGGGCAACAUCAUGAGUACGGUGUAUGCCGUCGCUGAGCGAGCCGCAGAGAUCAUCAAGGCGGAUGCGUAA